Messenger RNA from Beta vulgaris subsp. vulgaris (sugar beet), 2160 nucleotides. Its product is annotated as serine/threonine-protein kinase BSK7. Gene Ontology annotation, biological process: protein phosphorylation; brassinosteroid mediated signaling pathway. The transcript is spliced from 11 exons. Bases 385 to 1845 code for a protein of 486 amino acids. NCBI's taxonomy places the organism in Eukaryota, Viridiplantae, Streptophyta, Magnoliopsida, Caryophyllales, Amaranthaceae. The record is from RefSeq and is a predicted model, not a curated record. Gene Ontology annotation, molecular function: protein binding; protein kinase activity; ATP binding.
AGCCAUCUAAUUGACAUUUGUGCAUUUACCCAAAAUCUUAAAAUUCAAAAUUGCUUCAAAUUCCUAUUAUAUUUUUUGGUUCUACACAUCAUAUACACAACUCCGUUAAAAGCACGUCCUUUGAAAAAGAACAAAAAACCCCACUUUACAUUUGCUGUCAAAUUUCGUUCUUUCUUGCUUCCGUUGAUCAAGCUUCGAUUAGUUUGAAUUGGGAUUUAAUGUAUUUUCCUAGGUGUGAACAUCAAUAUCACUGGAGUUGUGAUUGCAUCAUAGAAUUGUGGUGACUCAUAUUCUUGACCGAUCUUGAAGCUUGCCAAGUGGCUUGUGAUUAUUCAACUUGUAACUGCGAGUUUAUAGCCUGCAUUUUGAUCUGGUUGGGUUGUGAUGGGCUGUCACUGCUCGAGACUCUCAGCUUGUUGCUGGGAUCCAGGGCAUGAUGGAGAAAAACCAGAAUUUGAGAAAGAGAAUGAGCCGAAGGGUGAGCCUGAUGAUCUGCCUGUAUUUCGCGAGUACAGCAUUGAACAGCUUAGGAUAGCGACAUCUAGCUUUGCAGUUGAGAACAUAGUUUCUGAACACGGAGAAAAGGCACCCAAUAUUGUAUUCAAAGGGAAGCUGGAUAACCAAAAGCGGAUUGCUGUAAAACGUUUUAACAGGUCUGCUUGGCCAGACGCCAGGCAGUUUUUGGAAGAAGCAAAAGCAGUUGGUCAGCUGCGAAGCAACAGAUUAGUCAAUUUGUUGGGUUGUUGUUGUGAAGGUGAUGAGAGGCUACUUGUUGCGGAAUUCAUGCCGAAUGAAACACUAGCAAAGCACCUAUUCCACUGGGAGUCACAGCCUAUGAAAUGGCCAAUGCGGUUAAGGGUGGCAUUGUACCUUGCACAGGCCUUAGAGUACUGUACCAGUAAGGGACGCGCUCUUUACCAUGAUCUCAAUGCUUAUAGAGUUUUGUUUGAUGAGGACGGUGAUCCUAGACUUUCCUGCUUUGGCUUAAUGAAAAAUAGUAGAGAUGGGAAAAGCUACAGUACAAAUUUGGCCUUUACUCCACCCGAGUAUCUGAGGACUGGUAGAGUGACUCCGGAGAGCGUGAUUUAUAGUUUUGGGACCCUUUUGCUUGAUCUGUUAAGUGGAAAGCAUAUCCCUCCCAGCCAUGCUCUUGACCUGAUACGUGACAGAAAUAUCCAAACGCUGAUGGAUUCUUGCUUGGAAGGCCACUUUUCAAAUGAUGAUGGGACUGAGCUAGUACGUUUAGCUUCUAGAUGUUUACAAUAUGAACCACGUGAGCGGCCAAAUCCAAAAUCAGUUGUUGCUGCUUUGGUUCCUCUUCAGAAAGAAACAGAGGUUCCAUCUCAUUUGUUAAUGGGCAUACCUCAUAGUGCAGCAGAUAUUCCUCUUUCCUCUCUUGGGGAAGCUUGCUCAAGAAAAGAUUUGACUGCCAUACAUGAGAUAUUGGAAAACAUUGGAUAUAAAGAUGACGAGGGAGCUGCUACCGAGCUUUCUUUUCAGAUGUGGACCAGUCAAAUGCAGGAUACACUGACCUCUAAGAAAAAGGGUGAUGUUGCUUUUAGGCAAAAGGACUUCAAAACAGCAAUAGAAUGCUACAGCCAAUUCAUUGAUGUGGGAACCAUGCUUUCACCAACAGCUUUCGCACGACGUAGUCUAUGUUAUCUCAUGAGUGACAUGCCACAAGAAGCACUUGAAGAUGCGUCACAAGCACAAGUUAUAUCUCCAGUAUGGCAUAUUGCUUCUUAUUUACAAUCUGCUGCUUUGUUUGUUCUUGGAAGAGAGAAUGAAGCUCAGCUUGCUCUGAGAGAAGGAUCGUCCCUUGAAAAUAAGCGGAGUGGUACUUAGAUAGCAGUUUGUGGGUAAUCAUUCUUCAUUUUGCAUAUUGUUACUCUAGCAAGUAGCAUCAAUGUAUAUGGAGUUGUUUAAGGAUCUUUGAAGCAGUUUUUUGUGUAAUCAUCAUUCUUUAAUGAGACUACACGAUGCAGUUUGCUUAAGUGAGAAGAUGAGAGUGGUUUUCAUAAUUACUGAGGGAUUUUUUGUUGUUCUAGUAAAGGCCAGACAAUGAAGACUACUGUACAGUUGAAUCACGUACUGUUGAGUUUGUCAUUCGGUCUUAUGUCCUUGUUUAGACAGGAAAAAAAGGAAAUGCUCUUGUUAACA